This is a messenger RNA of Arabis nemorensis, 2757 nucleotides long. Lineage: Eukaryota; Viridiplantae; Streptophyta; Magnoliopsida; Brassicales; Brassicaceae. The record is from the annotation of a GenBank genome assembly.
AUGAAUGAGUUCCGAGGAAGAAAAGUUCAAAAGAUUGAAAGUCCGGUUCCAGGAUGCUUGGGGAGGAUGGUAAACCUAUUUGAUCUAGGAACAGCCGUUCAUGGGAACAAGUUGCUUACAGAUAAACCACAUCAUGAUGGAUCCUCUCUUUCAAGGAGUCGAUCUGAUGUGACCCGAAUGCCAAGCCCCUCUUAUAAAGGCCAUUCAGAAACUGAAUUGAUUAUGUCUGAUUUGAGGAGAAGUGCUUCUAGCAAAGUGAAUGGUACACCGAUGAAGAAACUCAUUGCUAGAGAGAUGUCAAAAGAAGUCCAACAUAAACAAAGCCCAACUAAUGUGGUUGCUAAGUUAAUGGGUUUGGAAACACUUCCACAGAUGGAUCUUGAGACUGCUGCACCGCAAAGGAAAUCCAGGAGCAAUUCUCACUCUUCGCUGAAUCAUUCCGUGUCUUCUGUGGAUACUGAGGUCCAAAAGUAUCAGGAGCUCAGCAGGGAAUUUAAAGAUGUGUAUGAAAUGUGGCAGUCGCCUCAGAAGGCAAGUCGUUCAAGGGAUUGCUCACCUAGAAAAGGAAGGUAUGAUGAAAGUAUAACUGAGAAACAGAUGGCUCUUGUUCGAGAAAAGUUCGCGGAAGCAAAACGCCUCGUAACAGAUGAGAAUCUUCGACAAUCCCAAGAGUUCCAAGAUGCACUUGAAGUUUUAAGCUCCAACAAGGAUUUAUUUGUUAAAUAUGUCCAGGAAUCAAAUUCAUUCUCUCAGUAUCUUUCUGGCUUUCAGCCUGUUCCUCCUCAUCCAGAGGCGAAGCGAAUCACAGUAUUGAGACCUUCAAAGGCUGUUGAAACUGAAAAAUUUGUGGUUCAAGGGAGGAAGAACAAGCAGGCUAAAAAGUUUGCUUCAUCAAGCCAAGAAAGUGGAUGGGGAAACCGUGAUCUGGGUUACUCUUCAUCUACUGUUAACCGGAGAACCGAGGAGCACCCUGUACAGCCGACCCGUAUUGUCGUCUUGAAGCCUAGUCUGGGAAAGUCUCUAGAUAUAAAGGCUGUUUCAUCAAGCACAUCCUCUCCGAGAGGUCUGCACAAUGGAGGCUAUUUUGAUGAGCCUGGAGAUGUUGAGACUAAAGAAGUGGCAAGGGAAAUUACUCGUCAAGUGCGUGAAAAUCUGAUGGGUCACCACAGGAAUGAGACUCAGUCUUCUUCUGUCUUAUCCAAUGGUUACAUCAGUGAUGACAGUUCGUUUAACAAGUCUGAUAAUGAAGAUCCAGUGGGGAACUUCAGCGAUUCUGAGAUCAUGUCACCAGCUUCUCGGCAUUCAUGGGACUGUCCAAAUAGGUUUGAAAGUCCUUUCUCUCCUUCUUCCUUCAGCCGAGCGUCAUUUUCUCCAGAGUCGUCUGUCUGCAGAGAGGCGAAGAAGCGACUCUCUGAAAGAUGGGCUUUGAUGUCAGUAACGAGAGGCACUCAGCCGCGUAAACAUAUCCCAAGAACCUCAAGCACCUUAGGCGAAAUGCUUGCACUCUCGGAGACCAAAGUGACAACUGGAUCCUACGAAGAGAGCAGUGAAGUAGCACCAGCGACUAGGGUGUCAACAUCAUGCAUAACGAGUGAUAUGAAUCAAGUGGAAAUGGCAAGUGAUUCUCUGAAUAUCCUUGCGAGGUCAAAAUCAGUCCCUGAGGUCAGGCUCAACGGAGAAACAUCUGUCUUGGGAACUUCGAGAGGACAGGCUCCACGAGAGCUGACUGAGACGGCAAGCCUGAAAUCAUCAUGGAAAGUCUCGAACUUGUUCUUCUUCAAGAAUAAGAAAACAAGCAAGGAGAAAAGAGAUGCAUCUCAGUGCAGCAGUAUGUCUCAGUUACCCAUGCCAUCUUCUGUGUCUCUUCCCGGGAAAACGAACGAGGAUUGUUUGAUUCCUAGAGAUUGUAUCCCUCCUGAUGCAUCACCACAGCAAAGUAUAAUCCCAGGAGAGGAGGAACUGACUACACCGAAGCCCUUGGCGGCAGGAAAUACAAGUGAAAACCAGGACCAGCCGAGUCCAAAUUCGGUUUUGUUUCCGCCAUUUGAAGAGGAAGGUGUUGGGAUUCCAGAAUGUUCUGGGUCAACCACGACCCAAGGAGAAGAAAUGUCUCUUAAGUCUAAUCUAAUCGACAAAUCACCACCAAUUGGGUCAAUCGCUCGGAUCCUCUCAUGGGACGAUGACUCUUCCACAGACAUAUCUAAACCCGCAACCGAAGUCCACGAGGAUGAAGACUGGUAUUUAUUCAUCGAAACGCUCUUGAUAGCUGCGGGUUUCAGCAGAGGCAGCACCGUCUCUCAUGACUCGCUGAUGUCGCGGUGGCACUUGCCAAACAGUCCCUUAGACCGUUCACUCAGAGACAAAUACACCAACGAAGAUAACAACGUCAAAGAGUUCAUCCACGAAGGCAAACGCAGACAACACCGAUCAACCUGCAAGCUCAUUUUCGACUGCAUCAAUGCCAUCAUUUCAGAAUCCACGAUUACACACAUGGGCAAUGAUUCUCUGCGGUUCGACCUGGUUGAGCAUGUGUGGGCCCAGAUAAAGGACUGGGUUUCUGAUGAGCAUAGCAAGCGUGACUCAGGAGAGGACAUGGACGCAAACAGUUUAGCUGCAGAGAGUCUAGUGAAGGACGAAAUCCUUGGAAGGAAGUGGACUGAUGGCUUGCAAGUCGAAAUAGACGACUUUGGUAUUGAAAUUGAAAGCAGAUUGCUGCAAGAGCUUGUAGAGGAAGCCGUCAUAGAUUUUACACGAUGA